Molecule: messenger RNA, 5029 nt
Organism: Oxyura jamaicensis (ruddy duck)
Lineage: Eukaryota; Metazoa; Chordata; Aves; Anseriformes; Anatidae
Gene: NUFIP2
Product: nuclear FMR1 interacting protein 2
Exons: 4
Coding region: 65-2023 (652 amino acids)
Cellular component (GO): cytoplasmic stress granule; nucleoplasm
Molecular function (GO): RNA binding
Source: RefSeq, a predicted model, not a curated record
AAAGAAAAAGGCACGGCCCGGCCCUAAGACAGCGCCAGCAGCGAGCUGAGCCACCCCCCUCCCCAUGGAGGAGCAGCCCCCUCCCCACCACCACCACCACCACCAUUACUACUACUACAGCCACCACCGCCCGCAGAGCCCCUACCUGCCGCCGCCCGACGGCCGAGCCCAGCCCAAGCCGCCGCUCCACAAGCACCCGCAGCACCAGGAGGCGCCGAAGCGGAGAACAGGCUAUGGAGAGCUAAAUGGUAACGCAGGGGAACGAGAAGUGUCGCUGAAGGGCCUGUGCUCUGAUGAAACCAACCCAGGAUCCAGGGUACCCACUGGCAGCCAGCAACUCGUAGACACUAACGUGACCCCAAAGCAGACCGUUAAGGCCGGUGCUUUGGGGAAAGCCGGAAUCAAAACCAAGAACUUCAUUCAGAAAAAUAGCAUGGACAAAAAGAAUGAGAAGUCCUACGAAAACAAGCUUAGAGAAAGUCAGUCCUCAGACAAGCCAGAGGGAGUGUCUGUCCCCAACGGCGUGGUAACCGGUAACUCUAGCUACAUCACUAAUGGCUACGUAGGCAAGGGGGCCGAUAACGAUGGUAGCGGCUCUGAGAGUGGAUAUACCACGCCUAAGAAACGGAAAGGCAGGCGCAACAGUGCCAAGGGUUGUGAGAACUUGAAUCUAGUACAGGACAAAAUAAUGCAACAGGAGGUCAGUACGCCAACCUUGAAACAGGAACUUGAGAGUUUCAAGCCUGAUUAUAGCGAACAAAAGGGGAACCGAAUUGAAAAUACCAAGCCCGUUUGGAAAUACGAGGCUGGGGCUGGUGGAGCAGGCCGAGGAAAGCCUGGGCUUGGGGAUGUACAGCGAAAAAACUCUGAUGCCAAACCUGGGAUUAGCAGCAAGAAGUUUGAUGACCGGCCCAAAGGGAAGCAUGCUUCGUCGGCUACGUCUAAAGAGGACUCAUGGACCUUAUUUAAGCCACCCCCAGUUUUUCCAGUGGACAAUAGCAGUGCUAAAAUUGUUCCCAAAAUAAGUUAUGCAAGUAAAGUUAAAGAAAACCUCAACAAAGCAGCUCAAACCCCAUCCACGUCAUCGUCGUCGUCUUCGUCAUCCGCCGGGGAAACUCAGGCCCAAACAUCAAGUCGACUGUCCCAAGUCCCCAUGUCUGCUAUGAAAUCUGUAACUUCUGCUAGCUUUUCAAACGGGCCGAUUUUAGCAGGGACUGAUGGAAAUGUAUAUUCUCCAGGGACCCAGCCACUGCUCACAACUGCUGCUAGUACUGUAACAUCAACCUCUUCUGAGUCAGUACCCCAGGACAUAAGUACAGCUGCAACAGCUCUCGAACAAAAGAAAUCUAGCCUUUUUAUCUACCCUUCAAAUAUGCAAACUGUGCUUCUGGGUACAGCGCAAGUCGACUUCCCAUCGCAGACAAAUCAGCAGAACUUGGGAGAUAUCUUCCAGAACCAGUGGGGCUUGUCGUUCAUAAACGAGCCCAGCGCCGGCCCCGAAACUGUUGUGGGGAAAUCUGCGGAUAAUCAGUUAAUGGAAGUGACAUUUCAAGGGGAAUAUCCUGCCACUUUGGUUUCACAGUGUGCUGAAAUCAUUCCCUCAGGAACUGAACAACCUGUGUUUCCCAAGGCUUACGAGCUGGAUAAACGGACUAGCCCUCCAAUUCUUGGCGCUAUUCUUAAGCCUGGGACUGCUGUCGAGGGUGGUGUCGUAGCUUUGGAGUCGCAUCACGCCGGUGACCUGCAAAAGGCAGACACCGGUAGCCAAGGUGCUUUAGUGUUUCUUUCAAAAGACUAUGAAGUAGAGAAUCCUCUGGCCUCUCCCACGAACAAUUUGUUAGCCUCCGCCAAAGAACAGGGGUACCAGAGAGGCCUAGAAAGGAAAGAUAGCUGGGGUUCUUUUGACCUGAGUGCUGCUGUUAAAUAUCACACUAAAGAAAUGGAAUCGAUCUGGAAUUUGCAGAAGCAAGAUCCCAAAAGGAUAAUCACCUACGACGAAGCCAUGGAUCACCCGGAUCAAUGAAGGUAGCAAGACAAGACUGCCUGUUAUAACCUUUCUGCAGCACUCGUGCUGUUCGUGGGGGACAAAAGGCUUUUAUGCUCCUUCUAAAUCUUCAGUGCAGCAGAGGAACCAUAACUAGAAUCACAGGAUAAUAUAUACAAAUAUAUAAUAUAGUUAUUUAAAAAUGGCGACUGAAAGUAAUUAGACUUCUUAAGGAAUCUGAAAAUUUAUUUCAACGAGACUACACACGUGAUUAUUUAAUCUCCGGUACUGAAUAGAUUUUUUUUUUCCUUUUUUCUUUUUUUUUUUGCUUUUUUGUUUUUUGUUUAAAGAGUGAAUGCAAGUGAUUAACAAACAGACUCGAUUUACAAGCCCAGUUCUAAAGUUCCUGCUGUCGUCUACACGGGCAGCAGCAACCCACUGGAGAGGCAUUUCCACUUGACGAGGUCUCUGUUUCUCGUUCUGUGACUGUAGUGACACACUAAUCACAGGGAAAUCAGGAUGAUUCACCAUCCUUCAUCUCCCCUUUCCCUUCCGCCCCCCCCCCCCCCCCUUUUUUUUCCUGUUUUGUUUUCCAUUGAAUGCUGGAGAAACACCUUGAAGUUUGCAGAGUUUCUUUUUUUUUUUUUUUUUUUUUCCAGAGAAUUAUAACACAUGUUUUUGCCAGGAGUAAAGCAGCCAGUCCUAUUUUGGGAAAAAAUGGUCUUAAAAGCAUCGUUCUUCUGGGGGAAAGAUGGUAAUACUGCAGUUCUAGGAUGCAUGGUGAAGUCACGCAGUUGGCCUGGCUCCGGUUACACGUUGGACUAUUGCAACUGAAGAGUUGUUUCGUUUUCAAAGACAACAUGGAAAACUAAAUAAUUGGUUUAGGCAUUUAAAAUGGUUUAAAAAAAUACAAAACGACAAAAAAAAAAACAACAACCACCACUGUUCCCACAGGUUAAUGCCAUUGUAUUACUGGGAGCAAAAAAAAAAAAAAAAAUCUCUUGCUUUCAACGUAGGUGCUUCAUACUUGCUCUGUCUGUCUCCUAACACUACGUGUGCAGGAUUUUUUUUCCCAUUUUCAUUGAAAAACUGAAGUGGAAUUGAGUUCUGCUAACUCGCGCCCUUCUUUAAUUAUUUUUUCUCUUAAAAAAUUGAAAAAAAAAAAAAAGGAGAAAAAAAAAAACACAAAAAUUUUAAAAAGAAAAAAAAAAGGCAAAAGAAAAAUGGGAACUUGAAUCCUUUCCGAUCUGUCCGUAGAUCACCGGUGGCUGGGCUCCCCGCACCUGCCCCUUGGAAACGCUCUUUUAUAUUUUAACGCAGUCUGUGUAUUUCCGGGCUCUGCUUCUAAUUAUCUCUUAAUAAAAAUUAUAUUUUAUUACAAAAACGGAGGGCUUAGGAAUGAAAAUAAUAAUAAUUUAAAAAGAGAAAGUGAACGCAAGGAGAGCUUUCUAGCAGUGGUAGGGAAGGCUGCUCAGCCUGCAGGCUCCAGCUGUGUAACCCGCUCUGUCCCGUUGCAGCUCGCGUGUGGCGCGUCCAAACCGCCUGGGGGGCUGCGUGGUUCUCGGGGGGGGGCUCCCGCUGGGAGGGUCGCGGGGUCCAACGCGAGAGCCAGCGGGGAAUAACCCUGACAGCAUCCCCGAGGGGGUUCUGGCCCCUCCGAGCUCAGCGCCAGCUCGCGUGCGCCUGGGCACCCGGCUCAGCAGAGGUGCUGGAUCCUCCGAUGAGGCCGGAUCCUCCGGGGCAUUACAGGAAGCAGAGAAGCCCAAACCUUUCGCCCGCCCCUCGUGCUUAGAUUUAUCCACUUUUUGUUUUGUUAACGGCGAGUAUGUAGCAUGCGUUUUUCAUUGCUUUUGCUCCUUUAAUGAGAUUGUUCCUGGAUGAAGCGCCUAGGUUCUUGGUGGGACAACGCAACUUAAUUCUGUACCUUUUGUAAGAUGGCUGGCUCUCUGCAGCGCUUAGUUCUACGGGUUUGACUAUGGAUUGCCUACUCCACGUUAUGUGUUAGGUGCUAUAUAGUAUCAUCCCCUGGCACGAUACUAUAUACUCGCCAUGUGUUGUAUCAGUCCAAGCUCAGAAAAGCCUGGUGGGCCAGUCGCUGGUAGUUCUGUUUCACCUACAGACUGUAUCACCCUUGCAGGUGCGUGUAACUUGCAGAUGUACAACAUGUUUACAGAUGUGCCCUACACCUAGUCCCCCUACCUUCCUCUUUUUACUUCUGUUGAGUCUCCCAACUGCUUGCCAAAAGUCGGCAUCGCCUCCCGCUCCGCUGCGAAAGGGCCGGGGCGUUCCUGAGCUUUAAGGUGUUGAACAAACUGGACAACGGGGCUGGUGGGAGGGGUGGGGGAGAAGAAAUCUUUAAUAUUAUUAUUGUUAUUUUCAAAAUGGAAGAAGCGUUGAAGGCUGAUGGCAAAGUUUCCAGUUUGUUUUACUGGCUUUAAGGCUCUGCUGUGUAUUUAUUUGCCUUGUGUAGUCACUUGUCGCCUUAAGGGCUGGGUUCCGUUACAAAAAAAAAGACAAAACCAAGACCCGUUUUGCUCCCCCGGGGGGGGUCUGAGCUGUCCUGGUACCCUGCCCUGGCUAGGAGCUCUGAGGGAAGCACGGCGCACACCAUGGGUGGGUUGGUUGGUCCCCGACGUCCGUCCCCACUGCUCUGUCUCGCGGCCGCGCGGCCCCGUGCCAGCCGUACCCACGCAGAGACACCUCCUCCUCCUCCUCCCCUGUGUCUCUGAACAUCCCCUCUUCAAGCCCCCGUCUGUCUGUCUGUCUGCACGAGCUCCUCGGCGCGUGCUCAGCGCUACGUGGUUAGGAAAUCCUCUUUCCGAGCUCUCGCGGUUGCAGCCCGCCGCCGAAGGCAGUGCAGGUUUGGUUAGGUGGCGCCUGGAGCCAGGCAGGACCGUGGAAGAAGCUUUCUCUGUGCUUUGUGUAACUCGCCCUGUCCGUCUGCAGUCCUCCCCAAGUCCUCACACAAUUCCUUACCGAGCACUUAUUAAAAAUAUCUUAAGAUUUAAUCCGUUUUCUGAUUAUUUUUGUGUAAGCUUAUAAAAA